Messenger RNA from Rhodamnia argentea, 1239 nucleotides. RefSeq names its product cytosolic sulfotransferase 5-like. NCBI's taxonomy places the organism in Eukaryota, Viridiplantae, Streptophyta, Magnoliopsida, Myrtales, Myrtaceae. Gene Ontology annotation, molecular function: sulfotransferase activity. Gene Ontology annotation, cellular component: cytoplasm. The record is from RefSeq and is a predicted model, not a curated record. The coding region runs from base 118 to 1122 and encodes 334 amino acids. Gene Ontology annotation, biological process: sulfation. The transcript has 3 exons.
UUGUCCAAGCAAGGAUGCGUCUCAUGCAAGAAGCCUCUCUUUAAGGUUAUUCUUCGACUAAACAUCAAACUAACACUUCACUCUCAAUUCUGCACCUCCUCUUUCACCACCACCAGGAUGCAAGCCUCUCAACCUCCUUCUCCACCCCAUUUAAGGUACUCGAGAGAUGACGACAUGCCGGAAACAUUCAAGGACUUACUCUCCUCUCUCCCUUCAGAAGAAUACUGGGUCACCAACUCUCUCAGCUUGUACCAGGGCUUCUGGUUCCCCCCUUGGAUCUUGAAUUGCGUGCUCACCUGCCAAAACCACUUCCAAGCUCAACCCUCUGACGUCCUCCUCGUCACCAGUCCGAAAUCCGGCACCACCUGGCUAAAGGCCAUCCUUUUCGCUCUUUUGAACCGUGCCAAGUACUCCGACUCCGACUCACAACGACGCCACCCUCUCCUAACCCAAAACCCCCAUGAUCUCGUGCCCACCUUCGAGCUCAAGCUCUAUCUCGAGCAAGAAAGUCCCGAUCUCGCUGCUUUACCGUCUCCGAGGCUCUUCGCCACCCACAUGCCUUAUUCCUCGCUUCCACAGUCGGUGAGGGACUCCAACUGCAAGCUGGUUUACCUGUGUAGGAACCCCAAGGAUACCUUCGUCUCAAUGUGGCACUUCUUCAACAAGAUGAGGCCGGAAGAGAAGGGCCAGAUUCCGAUCCAGGAGUGCCUCGACAAGUUUUGUCGAGGGGUGAGCUCUUUCGGGCCUUACUGGGACCAUGUGCUGGGUUACUACAAGGCGAGCUCGGAGAUGCCCGAGAAGGUGCUGUUCGUGAUGUACGAACAGAUGAAAGUGGACCCGCAUGCUCAUGUGAGGAGGUUGGCCGACUUCUUGGGGUGUCCACUCAGCGAAGAAGAACUGAGAGACGGGACGGUGGAGGGAAUACUGAGGAUGUGUAGCUUCGACAAUUUGAGCGCACUGGAGGUGAAUAAGCGCGGGAAGCUGUCCACUGGACAAGAGAGCAAGUGGUACUUCAGGAGAGGUGAGGUUGGAGAUUGGGUGAAUUACAUGAGUGCUGAGAUGGGGGAGAGAAUUGACCGUGUCAUGGCAGAGAAGUUGGAUGGUUCUGGUUUGAAGCUUUGAAAAAGCAUCUGUGGGCCAUUGAUGAAGCUUCGCCUCCAUAGAGAGAUGCUUCAAGGUUGUGAUUCUAAGUGUUCAUUUAUUUGGCCAAGACGUAGUUGACUAAUAAAACGCUGCCUU